UUGGUGCUCCGGAAGUAAAAUAGAGGUGCAGCUAGCUAAAUGAACCAGAGAAAGAAGAGCUACUUUGCUGCUUGAAAAGAAUUUAAACUUCCUCUUCUAAUAAUUGAGCUCAAUAUUGACUCGAAAACACAUAUCUGUACUUAUGGCGAGCACGCUGGAUUUCAGGACACAUGCCGACCAGUCAUGCAGAUAUUCCGAAGAAUUUGUCAACAUUUACUACGACUGCAUGGAUAAGAAAAGGAGGAAUCUGACCAGGCUCUAUCUAGACAAGGCGACCUUGGUGUGGAACGGGAAUGCCGUGUCCGGACAGGAUGCUCUCGGGGAGUUUUUUGAAUCGCUGCCAUCAAGCGAGUUCCAAGUUCACACGUUGGAUUGUCAGCCUGUUCAUGAACAAGCAACCCAAGGCCAGACUACACUGCUUGUGGUGACUGGCGGUACAGUCAAGUUUGAAGGAAACAAACAGCGCUUCUUCAACCAGAACUUUCUUCUAACAGCUCAGGCAUCACCCAACAACGACCAGCCCGUCUGGAAGAUUGCUAGUGACUGUUUCCGAUUUCAAGACUGGAAUAGUUGAAGAUAAAGCCGUUUUUGUACGUUCUGUGUGUUCUUUUUUGUAAUAAAUCAAGUCAAACAACA
Acanthochromis polyacanthus (spiny chromis) is the source of this 636-nucleotide messenger RNA. It is a transcript of the gene nxt2, whose product is annotated as nuclear transport factor 2-like export factor 2. Lineage: Eukaryota; Metazoa; Chordata; Actinopteri; Pomacentridae. The record is from RefSeq and is a predicted model, not a curated record. The transcript is spliced from 4 exons. Gene Ontology annotation, biological process: protein import into nucleus. Bases 143 to 574 code for a protein of 143 amino acids. Gene Ontology annotation, cellular component: nuclear pore central transport channel.